AUGGUGGUGCAGGAGGGUGACGCUAACGCCAAUGAUACGGGGGACAGCCCAGCAGGGGAGCCAGCCCCAGGUAGUGGCUCACGCCUGCAGGUACCUAGUGGGGUACCCACGCAGGCAUCAGUAAUACGUUUAGGAAUAGACAAAAGCAUUUGUCAAGGCAACUAUGUCCUGUUUAGUAGGCUUGUAGCUAAAUUGGAACAAACAGUGCCUGCAGUCAUCGAGAGUUUACAUAAGUUGAAAGUAGCCACUUACGAUCAACACCCAGAACGUCGCAUGCCAUUGGUAGACACCGAACUCAGAAAGAGAUACUAUCAAGCUAUCAAUGAGUGUGGUGACGAAGCAGAGGAUGAAAAGUUUCUCAAUGACACGAAGAACAAGGCACUGAACGUAGAGGUGCGCAUAGAGCAGUUGCAUAGAACAAUGCAAGUGUUGGAGGAGCGUUACCGAGACACAGACAAGGAGCCAAUACACACUCAACUCCUCAAAGUAGCAAGAUACAAGGCACUCAUAUACUAUAGACAGCAAGAGAAGGUAGAUACAAUCAUUGAAACAGACAAACUGCCUGAUGGAAGUGACGGACCCUUAUCAGAUAUGAAACAUAGUGUGUUCUACUAUCUCACUGAAGCAUCCAUAAAAGCAGCAGCUAAAGUACAGGCAGAUCGUUUGUACAUAGAGCGUAAGAGAUACAGCUCUAAGACGGCAAAUCUAGCCAAGCUCACAACGCUAUAUACCACCGCUGCUGCCAAGCGUCAUAAACCAAACAAUGGCACACGAAGACAAACUCGGGCAGCAGGACAACCACAUAAGAAAAAAAGAGCACAAAUACGUGCAUGUCCUUAUUGUAAGGUGUCAGCCCCACAUCGAUUUAGCCAAUGUCCUAUGAAGGCAUCAGAUCAAAACAAGAAGGCUGAGGAGCGUAUCAAGAAUGAUAUGCAAGUAGCCAGACUAUCCAUAACCUCAGGGAAGGUAGAGGAUAUGAGAGAUAGCGAUGAGUCCUGA
Messenger RNA from Sphaeroforma arctica JP610, 999 nucleotides. RefSeq lists its product as hypothetical. The record is from RefSeq and is a predicted model, not a curated record. NCBI's taxonomy places the organism in Eukaryota, Ichthyosporea, Ichthyophonida. The transcript is spliced from 2 exons. The coding region runs from base 1 to 999 and encodes 332 amino acids.